Bicyclus anynana (squinting bush brown) is the source of this 8292-nucleotide messenger RNA. Its product is annotated as juxtaposed with another zinc finger protein 1. The record is from RefSeq and is a predicted model, not a curated record. The transcript has 5 exons. Lineage: Eukaryota; Metazoa; Arthropoda; Insecta; Lepidoptera; Nymphalidae. Gene Ontology annotation, cellular component: nucleus. The coding region runs from base 85 to 1125 and encodes 346 amino acids.
UAAAAAUACUUGAAUAAGUUGUAGUAAGGAAAUAUUACAUGAAGUACGGAUGCAAUUUGACUAGUCCAUUAUCCUCCAUUCGACAUGGCCGUCUUCAUGAUAAACAUCUGUAAAUUUAAUGGCUGUGGGAUAACAUUUCCACGGCUAGCGGACCUAAUCGAGCACAUUGAAGACGUACAUAUAGAUUAUGAUCCCGCUGUGGUAGAGCAGAAGGAAGCUUCGCAGCCAGCAUGUAUCCCACUUAGCUAUGUUUUGAAAUUUUUUACGGAAGCGUCGAAGCGGGAAAUUCAUAAUAUGCCCGCAGCCGCCGAUGUUCGUCGCCGCAUGCUCUCCGCGCCGAAGACACCUUCGGUUCGGAGCAGCACUCCUACAGGAAGUGAAAUGGACGAGGAGGAAGUUAUGACCCCGUCUGAUGACAGCAACGACUCUUGGGCAACCGUCGAGGAGUAUAGCUCUGAAUACAUAUUGCGUUACGGAGUUAAAAUGAAUGCGAAUGCAUCGUCGGGCGCUUUAGGAUCUGCGGCGCAGGAGAAACCGUUCGCUUGUCCGGUGCCCGGUUGCAAGAAACGCUACAAGAAUGUCAACGGCAUCAAGUACCAUUCCAAGAACGGGCAUAAAAAGGAUGGGAAGGUAAAAAAGGCUUACAAAUGCCAAUGCGGCAAAAGCUACAAAACGGCGCAAGGGCUUAAAAGCCACAACAUAUCGCAGCACUCUGCUAAUACUAGUCACCAAGUACAACAGACAAGCGAGGGUCGCAUUCAUGCCCCGAAAAUACAGAACCUAGUAGUCACAGCCUCGCCGCCAUCUCGACACCUCCCGACCCACGUAGCCCCUUCUCUCGAGAGCCUAGAGGCCAGCAAAUUGGUCCGUAUCUACGACACAAUCAAAAACAAAGACCUACCUUCUUUCACCAUUCCCAAACAUAACCUCGCUCAUUUAAACAUCAUAAGCGCUAACCAAACCAGCCAAUCCUUACGUCAUUCUGUCCUACUAACGCCUAGUUCCACAACCGCGACCAAUCCUCUUGAUAAAAUCAAGUACGACAGACCUCCAAAAGUCACCGUCACUCAAGACACGGCAUACGAAGCUCCCAGCUUAACAAUGUCAAGUGAUCGUAGAGGCUAAAAGUCAUUACAUAAUUGUUAUGUAUUUGCAUAUUAUAAAUAUGACCACGCAGUUCCUAUGUAAAAAUUAAAAAAAAAUCCUCAUUUUAUAUUUAUCUCAUGAUCGAUUGUUGUUUAAGUGUCGCUUAUGUGUAGAAUCUUACCUGUCUGCUGAAAUAUUUUUCCUAUCAUCGGCACAUAAUGUAAUAUACUGUAGGUGUCAUUUAAUUUACUUUAGUUUUUUUCUUUUUCAGAAGAAAGUUUAUUUUUGUUUUAUUUGUUUACUUUAGUUUGCUGUGAUUCCAAUUUUAUUUAUUGCAUUAAUUGUUACCAAAGUGAUCUAAAAUCGCUAGUUUAGAGUAAAUCCAAAGGAUUAACGUAGAAGAUUUGUUGAUAUUUUAUGCUAUCGGCACAAUUUGUUAAAAAUUCAAAGGAUAUUUCAUAUCUGUUACAACAGGGUAAUAAGUGGAAAUUAGUGAAGUCCUUUGAAUCUGAAUUUUUUCUUAUGAUUAUAGAAAAUGCUAACACUUGUCAUUUUUAGAAUUCUUGUGCCAUCGUUUCGUUAUAAUAUGUGUGUACUUAAAGUGUAUUAUUGUGUUGUGUUUAUAACAACGUAGAUUUUCGUAUUUAAGUGAAAAGAGAAAAAAAUACAAUAGCAAUCGCUGUUAAUUAAACCCUGUAGAAAUAUAAAUAUACUCGUAAAUGUGAUAAUAUAUUUUAGAAAAAGUAAAAAAAAAAUGCUUUCAAGCGUAUAUCUAUUUAAUGAUAACUAGAUAGUAAGGCUGACAUUAAUUAUAAUUUUCGACUGGAUGUUAGAAAAUUGUUCGUAAAUAAAAACCAAAUAUUUAUAAAAAAAUAUUUGUAUAGGUAUUUAAAAAGAAAUAUACAUAUUAUAAAACAAGAUAAAAAUUCUUUUAUGUAAAGUAUAAUAAAAUAGAUUUACUUUAGAAAUUAUUCAAAAGACUUUUUAAUUCUGUAAGCUUUAAAAGAAAAGCAGAAUAACUAGUUAAUUUAUGUGCAAUUUUCUCACAAACAGCUUAUUAUGGAUAGGGUUAGUGUUUUUUCCGAACAAUCUUUAUAAAUGUGGUCAUGUUAAAUUAGAUAGGUACUCAAUUGUACCUAUUUAAUGUGCGUUGUCGUUUAUCUAAUGUCGUCUAUUUAAUGUCGUUUAGACUUGUACUUAUUUAAUGUGCGAAACGAAUAUUGUAUUAUAUUGUGUAAUAUUUGUUUCGGUAUAAAUAUUUGUCAGUGAAAAGAAAUAAAUUUUCAAAAUAGCUUGCUGUUCUGGAAUUGUGCGCAAUAUUAUAAUAAUUAUUAUUUGUUAUUAUUUAUUUUGUGUGAAAAUUUUAAAAUAUGUUUUAUACCUAAGUAAUACAAAUCGCGAAUGUUUUGUCGGACACGUGAACUGAGUGUAAAUGCGUCAUUUGCCUAACUAUGUCUACGAGUACAUUAUUUAAAAUAACUGCUUCAUGAAAAUUUUCUAAUAUUAGGUGCUCAAAAUUAGGAUAUUUUAAAUAUGAAAUAUAUGUAUAUAUGGUAUAUGUUUGAUAAAAAUAUAUAAUAUUUUAUAUUAUUGAGAAUGGCGUUGGUAUAUACAUAUACUCCUAUCUCCAGUAAAGUAUUGUAUUAUUUUAUACCUAAGUGAUUCAUUUUUAGUUGUAUGGAGUAGUUAUUUUGAGAAAUAAUACUAAAAAAUUGACUGUAUAGUAUUGCGUGAUUCAUUUUCAUGUUUCAUAAUGAAAAAAAAACGUGACAUGAUUGCAAAUGAAGUCGGUUAAAAAUGUUAGGUGCUAUAAAAACAAGGGAAUUGGAGGAUACUUAGAAAGUAUUAAGUAUUGAAGUUUGUACUUAUUGGAUAAAGUAAAUAUAUUGGACCUAACAUCCAUAUUAGGAGUAUACGGUGCUUAACGGGUAAAAUGUGUGAUAUUCGAAGUAGAGGAUAGAACAGUUAACUUGGGAAUGCCAAAGAAAAUACAUCUCACUUUUUAACAUACGCCUACUAGGUAUCUUUUUUACGCAAAUGUAGUGUAGUGUUGAGUGGUGUUUAAAAAAGUAAACAAAAACGAAUGUAUCUAAUUUUUUUGCAUAUACUGCAUUUUAAAUGCGAAAGUAAACUACCCAUAAUCUUAAAUAUUUUUUGUGUUUAAAAUUAACAUGGUGUUGCCGCGGUGAAUUUAUGUUGGACAAUGUUUAAACAUACCGAUUUUAGAUAUUACAAAGCCAUUAGCAUUGCAUCAAAGGUCAAGAAACAUGACUUUUGAUGUGUUAGAGUGUACCUACCUAUGUUUUGGUACCUACUACGCGUAUAUAUUUCGAAAUACAUUAACGGCCGUUUUUCAUAACCUACCCAAGAUUACGGAUAGAUAGCUAUCAUCGAUUAACAAUAACAGUCAAACUCAUUGAAUUACUAGGUAUGUACAUAGUAAUUCAAACUAUCUUUACAUAUUCAAACUAUCUGUCAGUAGGUUAUUGAAAAGCAGUUAAGAACAGAAGGAUAGAUUUUCUUAACUUUAGUAAGCGAAAUGGCGGAUAGAUAGGUUAUUGAAAACGGCCAUAAGACUAUAAUAUAUGUUAUAUUUAUAUUCUUGUAAAUUAUUAUAUUUGUUAUUAUUAUUGUAUUCUCGUCUUUCAUUAGUCAAUGGUUAAUUUAUAGAAAAGUAUAGAAAAACAUUUAUUUUUAUUGACAUAGUAGGUGAGUACGAGUGAGUUAGACAUGUAGGUAGGUUUUGAUUUAGCAUCAAUUCAUAGGUAGUCAUAAAGUUUGCAUCCGACUACCUACUUAUAUCACAAUUUUGUUUUUUAUGUAAUUUUAUUUUAACUUUGUUUUUUUAACGAAUUAUUUCAGAAAUGGUAUAAUGGCUUGUAAUGAUAUUUUAUCACAAAGAUUAAAAAAAUAUAUACCUACCUAUAUUGAUAAGUUCUAUAGAAAGUCCGUCCUUGGAAUUUUAAAUUGAUUUGUUAAAUAUAUUUUCUUUAUUAUGUUAAAUUUCCGACGGCCCCCUUUUCUUUGAUGAUUGAAUUUAUGAAGAUGUCAUUGUCUGUCAACCAAUCGCGACAAAAUUGACACAGUUACGCGUCUGUUAAAUUUGUAUGGACUUGUCACAUUACACAGUUCCAUACAAAAUGCUACAUUUAUACUUACAUACUAAAAUGUUAUUUUUCUGCUUUCCAAAUUAAAAAUAUAAAAGACAAGUAGGUUAACAACAAGCUCUGGUUACAGAAUACCCUACUAAAAUGGUAAAGUAGAUUUUUUCAAUUUUAGUAACUUAAAAAUUUAGUUACUUAAUUCGUAUUAUUAAUCUAUAAUAUAUUUUGCGAACUCGAUUUCAAUAUCGUUUGAUUUUUAUUCAAAAGGAUCCUAAUAAGCUAAGAUUAGGUAUCAUAAAUAUAUACCUACCUACCUACUCGAGAAGGCGAUUUAUUGUUUUAAACAAAUGCGAAAAACAUACAAACGUGUAAUUUUUCAAGUAAACUACAUUGGUUGUUCAUCCUUGCCUUUGAAGGUGAUAAACAUUAUGCCAAUAACCUGAUUGGAUUUGAUUCAAGAUGUAAGGUGUUAUGUCUUACCUAAUUACUAAUUAAAUUAUAAAUUAAGGUAUAACCUACUAGCGAAUUGCGAGCCUUUCAGUCACUUAAAUAAUUUAUAUGAAAAUCGAAGAUUUAAUUUAAGUAAUUUAUAUAUGUUACCGUUAAAUAUAUGUUACCGUUAAAUAUAUGUUACCGUUAAAUUGUAAAAUACGUAAGUUUAUAAUCUCACUCGUGAUAUUAUAAUCCACCGUCAUAUUGUGAACUGAAAAUACUGAUUAUAAUUUAACGUUUUAUUUUUCGGUACCUAUAUUGUAAUCUAUCGGAAGUGAAACCGUUAAAUUGCAAUCUUAAAACGUCAACUGUCCGAAUUUGCUCCUGCCUGAUUGGUCGGCCUUACAGCAGACUGUUCUGUGUCCAUAGAGUUAGGAAUGAAACACAUAUAUUAACAGUAAAAUAAAAUACUUCAAGAAUUGUGACAUCACAUAUUUAUUUAUUAUACCUACCUAAAGACUGACCUUGUUCUAACCUAAGCUAACUUGAGAUUUGACUAAAUUAUAUUUAUAAUUAAAAAUAACAACAUUGUACUAAUGGAAAAGCAGUGUUUAAAAUUUUGUUUAUAAAAAUUAGGAAACGCACUGGCCACCACUCCGAUUUUCUUUUUUCUUUGAUUUGUCCAUUGUAAUUUUUUACUAUUUUUAGUAUGCCCACUGUAAUAUUUUUGAAACUCUAUGGUAAAUUUAGCCUGAUUGACAAUUUAGCGGUUUCACUUCCGAUAGAUUAGAAUAUACCGAAAAAUAGCACGUUAAAUUGUCAUACGUAUCUUCAGUUCACGAUUGUAAUACGGCAGAUUGUAAUAUCACGAGUGAGAUUAUAAACUAACGUAUUUUACAAUCUAACGGUGACAUAUGUGUAUACGAGUAGGAACUUACUUAUUUAAAAUGUAAAAGUUAACAUUAAACUUCAUGUACACUAAAAAUUGAUAGUUAUACUACAUCCGCAAGUUAACAAUAGAUUAUAUAAUUUUAAAUACAUAUAUAUUUGAAUCGUCAGAGGAACUUUAAUAUUGUAUUUUUUUUUAUAAAUAAGUAAUUAAAAUUUUGUUCGUAAAAUAUGCUUUACGUUUUUUAAGACUGAUUGUUGAAAUUUUAUUUUUUAACAUAGUCAUGUAACUUUAUAUUUAAUUUGGAAAAUUAGUGUUGUGCCUUUUGAUCUUUAAUGGAUAGUCAGUAGCAUGGUAAAUAUGAAGUUACAUGAUUAUCAACUUAUUUAUGUUGUUGUUAUUUUUCUGUAUUUGAUAACAUUAUAAAGACAUGCUAUGCUCAUUAUUAUUAGAUUUUUAACAAUUAAAAAUGUUAAAAUAAGUGUGGGAAGUAACGAAAAGUAUCUAAUUAUAAAAAGAUAACUUAAAUUACUUGAGAAUCUCGUUGCGUUUUUUGUAUUGUUUAUAUUAAGCCACUCUGCAAGUAAUAUUUUUGUUUUUGUAUUCCUAUUGGCCUCCAAUGGCAUAUAGCGAAAAACUUUAGAAGCGACAAGAUAAGUAAUUUAUAUUUUUAUUUAUGUAUAAAUUUAAACGACAUCUUUAUUUAUGUACAAAGCUAAAAAAAAUAAGUCACCAUACUGCCUUACAAACCUGUAUCUAUUUACUCAUUAUAUUUUUAGAGUUCCCCAAUUAUUUCACAGUUGUAGGCAGUACUUAGUUAUCAUAUUCCACGUUACUUUGAUUGUAUGAAAAAUGAUGAUUUAUCGUUUUUUUUUUGAUUUAUUUUUUGCGUGAAGCUGAGAAGUAAAGCUAAUAAAAUAACUGGGCUGAAUGUCAAAAUUACAAAACUAAUUACAAAGUGACAGUAGGUAGUUACGUAGGUGUAUUUGAAUUUUAUUGAAUUUUCAUGAAAUACAUUGUCACAUUUUAUUGGUAAACAAAUCCUAAACUUAUAGGACUUUGUCAAAAUUACAAUGUUCUCUAUUGUGAAAGGUAAAGUUAAUACGUAUACUCAGUUGAGAAUUUGCACAUGUCAGUAUUUAUAAAAUACUGAUGAAGUGCAUAAAAGCUUGGGUUCGCGAUGCUCAUGGUCGCUGUGUUCCCUUAAGCCGACAGCACACGGUCAAGUAAACAUCGCUGCCUGCAGUUUUUGACAUGGUUUCGAUAUUUGUUUCACUGUCCAUAUCCUUACGCGCUCUGAAGGCAGCGCUGUACACUUGACCGUCUGUGGCUGGCGUUAUGAUAAAGAUGGUACUGAAGUGUAUGAUAAUAUUACGAGUGUCGUCAAUUAGAAAUGACCAAUUUUUGAAGUUGUUGGGAAAUACUGCACGUAACUGGUAAUUAUAAUAUGUAAUUGGUUCUUGUAUGUAUUUUAAUGACCAACAUUGAGAUGGUGUGAUAAGGUUAGAAAGGAAGCGUUUUGUAUGAGAUUUUUAUAUAAUGAAUGGUGGUCGCUUUUCUAUGAAAUUGGUCUUUUAAUUUAAGUUGUCACAUAUUAUAGUUUUUUUGGGGACCUACAUAUUUCAAUUUAUUAUACGUGGCGCCGGAGUCAGAUUGAUCUGUCAAAUUUGUAUGGAGUUGUCAAACGAAACGAAUCGGUCAUACAAUUGAAUAAGUCGUUUUUCUCGGUUUCAAGUUUUUCAUGAAGCUUCAUCUUACAUAGGUUUACCUUGGAAAAAAGUUAAUUUAAAUGCUUCGAAUUGAACUAAAAAUAUAUCUGCAGUGGGUAGAUAUAUUUUAAAUAUAUAUUUUUGUUUUUAGUAUGUACUUCAAUUCAGUUUAUUAGUACAGAGAAACUGAGUUUGUCUUAGAUUUUGAUUGUACCGCACUGUUAGAAAUCUGCAAAUCUGAACAGUCUUGUGACCUUGUGACUGUCUUGUCAGACCAAAAACUGUAGGUCAGUAAUCAAUAAAAAAUCAAGGUAGGUAAUCAGUUCUUAGUUUUGAGUCAAAUCAGAACCCUAUUAGUUUCCAAAUAACCCAAUUAAUUAAAUUAUUAAUGCAUCUCUCAUCAUUUUAAGUCCUAAAAAUAUUUAAAUGGCAGUGCAUAUUGAACCAAUUUUUGAAUGUUACCACAAAACACUAACUGAAGAUACAGUGUGAUGUCAUGACACGGUAGAGCUCGAUAAAAAUGCUGCUAAGUAGUAGGUACCUACCGAUCCUAAUGUGCGAUGACCUUUUUGUCACAAUUUUGAAUUCAAAAGCUAAGAUAACCUACGGAACUGUUUUAUAUAUAUUAUUAUUUCGAAUACAUUUAUACCUUUAUCCAUGAAAUGGUUGUGAAUAUAUAGGUACCUUCAAUGCUCCGAAAAUUACAAAAUGUCUGUGUACCUAAUCGAUCUACAAAACUAACUACAUCUAUACAAUAUUGACUAUUAUUUGUUUAGAUCCGACGUUAAACAUUGAUUUGAACGAGCCCAAUACAAUAACUACAUACUGUAUGUAUUGCAAUUUUUUUAAUUCGAUUUAGCAAUUAUAAUUUGAAGUUUCAGUUCAAAGAAAUGUGCGAAUGUAAUGUUUUGUACAAAUUUUAUAUCGUAUAUGUAUCUGUAAAUAUGGUUAUAGUUAUAAUGUCGGUGUUCGAUGUCUAAGAUCGCAUUGCAUAUGCAAAUAUACCAAAAUCUGUUAAUUAUAAAUCUAUGAAUGUUUAACGAAUAAUAAAAGCCAAACAGCAUUCACGCCA